CAAUUAACAGCCCUGUCAAAACAUUUCAUUGUUUGACAGCCGUGUUAUCAGGGAUGAUUAACAAAUAACGUGUAGAUUCGGGGUUAGCUUAAUCUUCUCAUGAACUUUGGAACACACAGUCGUGGACUUGAGGACUUUUAUAAAAGUUCACUCACAUUUUACACAAUUAUUUCCCUGUGCACUUUAAAUUAAUGUUAAUUAUGGCUGGUAGAAAUUUAGUGGAUAUAAGAGUAAUUCUACUUCUUUUGUUAUUAACAUUACACUGCCUUUCACAAUCAUUUGAAAAUGGAAAAACUCAUAAAUACUCAUAUUCAACCAAUGUUGUGUUCAAUGAAGCUAACUCAGGAGGGAAGAAAGACGUUGGAUAUUACUUAAGUACAGAAUUUGAUGUAUCGCCUGUCUUCCAAGCAGGUGAUGUACAGCUAAUGAAACUACAGGUUACUAGUGCAGCAUUGUCAAGUGUAUCAAGACCAGAUCUUACAAAUGCCUUAGCCACCCUACUGAAAUACCCAGUAUACUUUGAACUAUCUGAUGGUACUGUGGAAAGAGUAUUUGGGCUGGAGAAAGAAAGUGUUUUCUGCAACAACUUGAAAAAAGGAAUAAUAUCUUUAUUUCAAAUGCAAAAUAAAGACGGGAAUAGAGAAGAGCUGGAUGUGUCUGGAGAGUGUAAAGUGUCUUAUGUAAAAACUGGGUCCACAGUAACAAAGACUAAACAUGGCUGUCAGAAUUUAGAGAUCGCUGGACAGUAUAUAAAUCCUAAUAAGUUGUUUGGAGUAUCCGUUUCAAGCACCUCCAUGACACAGUAUGAGUUAUCUGAUGGUGUUAUACAGUCAGCUCAAGGCAUACAUCACAGUGUAGCUACAAUAAAUAUCAAGUCAUCUAUAAACACGGCAGCGACAGCUCAACAAUCAUUGCAACAUAUCAGUUCAAUGGUAGGAAAGUCAACUGAACAAGGUUCAUCUAUAGAUGAUAUAGUCAGCCAUCUUGGUAAAGAUUUAGGUCAGAGUUUUUCAUCAACAUUACUGCCAAGUGGUACAGAAGUGCAAACAUGUAUAGAUAACUGUCAAAAGCCAAUAGACGUUUUAAGAAGUUUGAAAGAAAGCUUAGUAAGUGAAAAAUUAGCUACAGCUGAAUCUGGCAAAGCCUUUAUAGAACUGUUGAGAACAUUUAGAAAUACAGGGAAGUUAACUAUUGAGGAAAUUCUUACCAAUACUGAUAGCUAUUAUAUUGUUCCCCAGUUAAUAGAUGUAGGAGCAGCUACUCAGACACCAUUUGCACAGAGAGCUAUGAUGGACCUGGUCCAGUUUGAACAGGACUAUUCUACAGAAUAUCCAGAGAGAUUGUUACUGGCCCUGGCUUACAGUACUCAUCCUGGCGAAUACCUCUUAAAGGAUUUAAUUAAUUUAAUGAAGAAGAAACUACCAAAUGUUAAUAUUCAAGAAUCUGUUGCUAUGGCAACAGGAGCUGUUAUACACACAUACUGUCAAUACCAAGAUCAAUGUCAACAUGAGAUAGUUAAAGAAUACAAACAACUGAUUAGAAAAAUGUUAAAGGAUUGUGGAGACGACAGCUGUACAUUGAGACACCUUAGAUCUGUAGGAAAUGCAGGAUUAGCUGAGUUCUUACCUGAGUUACUUACUAUUGCUCAAAACAGUAAAAAUCCAGCAGUAUCAUUGGCUGCAGUGCAAGCCUUGAGAAGGAUGGACAAAGAUUUCCUAAAAGAUCAGGCAAAAGUUAGAUUGGUUAAGAUGUAUCUACAGAUUACCAGAGAAUAUGAUUCAAGUGUCAGAGUUGCUGCCCUUGAAUUAUUGGUACAGCUUAAUCCCACUUCAGAAGAAAUCUAUAGUAUAUUAAAAUCAGCUUUAGACAAUAGAAAGGAGUUUGAGUUGUCUUUAUAUACCAUGAAAAGAGUUUUAGAUAUGGUUAACUUAAAUAACAAUGUCAGGGAAUCAUUCUUAACAGCUUUGAAGAAAUACGAUAUAAACAACUAUAACUUCUUUAGUCACAGAGGAAAAUCAAGUGCAUUUACAGGACUAAUGGCAGCUAUGAAAGAUAUGAAUUCUUCGUACUACCUCCAUCAGGAGACAGCUAGAACUGGUGUGAUGAAGAGAAGUGGUAUGGAUGUGGGAGUAUAUAAUGAUGCCAUGACACAGCCUGUAUUCAAUUUUGAACUGUAUGCUGAAGGCUUAGAAGCAUUAAUAGGAGGGGGAGACGAGGAGGUACCAGAAGGGGGACCUGAGGCUACAGCAGGCAUGACUUUAUCAUUGAUGGACGUUUUAUUAAGACCAAUAGAAUUUUUCCGUGGUUCUGGAGGACUUAUGUCUGCUGUAUGGAAUGCACCCUCUGAUCCAAUCUCAGCAUUACAGGCAAAUCUUUUACUACAUGAUCAUUCUCAGAAACUACAUUUAUCAAAUGGAUUAAUAAUAGAUAUACAAGUGACAGGUGUAGCUUCCAUUGAUCUCUCAGGCAGCAUUAGUAUUAGUUUAUGGUAUAAAAACUCUAACUCGUUAAUUAAAACAAGUGGUGCUAUGAUUAUAAAUGGAUGGAUGAAGUUGGAAUCUGAAGUUUUACAAGGAGGAAUGAACUUUACAGCUGAAUCAGAAGCAGUUAUAGACUUUAAAACAGAUGUAGAUUUCUCAGAUAUGCCUUUUAAAAUGUGUUUACAAAUGAUGAGACCUCCAUUACAAUACAAAUAUAAUUUAGAUAAAUUUGAAAAAUCCAGAUUUUUGAAGAAAAGAUAUAGACACAAAGUUAAAAGAUCUACAAAAAUAUCACCACAGUCAUUUUUUAUAAAUGAGAAAAAUUCAGAAAUGUGUACAGGAAUGUUUGCUAACGAAUGAAAGACAAAAGUUCCAAGCAAGAGAAGUCAUUCCAGUUAAGGAAAUCCACAUUCUUUCCAGAAUUCUCUCGAACUUGGUUUUAAUUUUACAUCUUAUUUAAAUGAUCUUUUAUUCAUUUUUUUUUAAUUAAGAAAUAUGUUAAAACAUGGGCAAGCGGCCAAAAUAGUUAAUGGAUAACAUCACUUGUUAAUGUUAUGUUUUUAAAAAAAAAAAUUUAAGGAUUAUGUUGGUCUUUUAUUUCAGGGGGGGAAUCUUCAAUCAUUUCAUAGUUAUGUUAGUUUCAUUGAUAUAUGAUUCGAAUGAUAUAGUUCCAUUAUUUUAGUGCAGUUGCGGUUUUUACCUCGUUAAUGAGAAAACACAAUCAGCAUAUUUGACAAAAAUAGCAGUUUUACAAAUAAUCUUUGAUUUGAUUAAAUAUAACAACAGCCUUACCCUUUUUAUAUCUGAAAGACUAAAAUGAUGACUUACAAACAUCUUGGGUAUGUCAUUUUAUAGAUUUAAAGUACUUUAAAAUUUUGGAAUCCAAGGAUCGAAAAAAUACCUUAUCAUACCUUCUGCUUUGUUUAUUUUGUUUUACAGACUUUUGAAGGUUUGUAAUUGUUAAGAUAUAUAUUUGCCUUCCUCAUUUGACACUGCCUCGAUUUUAAAAUCGUUUUGUUUAUGUCUUAAAUUUAUUCUUUAUAAGACAAUAAUGUCAUGUUAGAUUGUUCAACAGACAACUUGUCGGAACUGAUUAAAAUGAACAAGGAAUCAGUAAAAAAGUAAAGAUAAAAUCAUGUGAAUAAAGUUAUAUAUGUAUUACUGAAACAUUUCAACACACAAUAAUUGGACACUCCGUCGGGCUGAUUUUUCUUUCUUUUUAAGAUUUGAGUCCAUAAUGUAUACUUUUGUUGUUUUCUGUCAUUGCCAUGACAACUUGCAAUAACUGUUCAAAUACUCUUUGUUAUAAAAUAUUGUACUUUUAUGUGCCAAAAAUAAUCAUGUUUUGCAAUAAAUUGUUGACUUUUGUAUAUUUACAAUUA
Mytilus californianus (California mussel) is the source of this 3862-nucleotide messenger RNA. Its product is annotated as microsomal triglyceride transfer protein large subunit-like. Lineage: Eukaryota; Metazoa; Mollusca; Bivalvia; Mytilida; Mytilidae. The record is from RefSeq and is a predicted model, not a curated record. Gene Ontology annotation, biological process: lipid transport; lipoprotein metabolic process. The coding region runs from base 192 to 2840 and encodes 882 amino acids. The transcript is spliced from 19 exons. Gene Ontology annotation, molecular function: lipid binding. Gene Ontology annotation, cellular component: basolateral plasma membrane; Golgi apparatus; endoplasmic reticulum.